AUGUCUAUUGCCAAAGCAGUUGAGCUUGUACAAAGUCCUAAAACUUGUGUAUCUAUAAAAACAAGAGCGUUAUUUUAUUUGAGAUGCUUAGAUACAGAAGAGGCUGCACUUGCGCUUCAAAAAUGCAUUACAAACACAUCGGUUCUGAUAGACCACGAAAUCGCCUAUAUUCUCGGACAGAUGAAGCAAUCAGCAACAAUACCAUUCCUUUUCAGUUUGGCAAGAAACAAGAACAUCAAUCCAAUUGUAAAGCAUGAAGCUAUUGAAGCUCUUGGUAACUUUGAAGACCAAAAUCUUAUACCGCAUAUUCAACCGUUUUUAAAUGAUCCUAUUUCUAUCAUCAGCGAAUCAGCUGUUUUGGCUAUUAGUAAGUUAGAAGAAUAUAAAUCAAAUAAAGAUUCACUUAGUAGAUAUUAUAGUAGAGAUCCAGCGUAUCCAUUUAAAGGUUCAUUUGAAGAAGCCAUUAGGUUUUUUAAUAGCGAUAAAAUUGAAGAAAAGUACAAGGCAUUGUUUUAUUUUAGAGAUCUGAAUUCAAAGGAAGCCGUAGAAGUUCUAGCAAAAGGUUUCAGAGAAUCAUCCGACUUGUUGAGACAUGAAAUAGCUUAUGUAUUUGGACAGAUGGAGAAUCCACUAGCUGUAGAUGUUCUUAUCAACGUAUUGGAAGAUGAAACGGAGGCAGAAAUAGUUCGUCAUGAAGCAGCAGAAGCACUGGGCAAUAUUGGAACAGAAAAAGCACAGCAACAUCUUCGAAAAUAUCUUGAUUCGGAGAUUACGAUUUUAAGAGAAAGUGCUCGUGUGGGCCUAGGAAUAUAUAACAAUGAUAAUAACGAUUAUGCUGACAUUAGCUUACUUAACUAG
This is a messenger RNA of Vittaforma corneae ATCC 50505, 858 nucleotides long. RefSeq lists its product as uncharacterized. Gene Ontology annotation, molecular function: deoxyhypusine monooxygenase activity. Gene Ontology annotation, biological process: peptidyl-hypusine biosynthetic process. The record is from RefSeq and is a predicted model, not a curated record. The transcript has a single exon. Bases 1 to 858 code for a protein of 285 amino acids. NCBI's taxonomy places the organism in Eukaryota, Fungi, Microsporidia, Nosematidae.